CGCUGCGCAUGCUCAGUGCCGCCGUUCCGUCAGGCUCGCGGCUCCGCAGCGGCGCGCUUCUCGCCGCUGCUCAUGGCGGCCCCCGAGACCCUCGGGGGCCCCGUCCUGAAAGAUGUUGUGGCGUAUGUAGAAGUGUGGUCAGCCAGUGGAACAGAAAAUUAUUCAAAGAUAUUUACAAAUCAACUUGCGGACAUGGGGGCAAAGGUUUCAAAAACUUUCAACAAACAAGUAACUCACGUCGUGUUCAAAGACGGGUACCAGAGCACCUGGGUCAAAGCGCAGAAGAGAGGCGUGAAGCUCGUCUCAGUGCUCUGGGUUGAAAAAUGCAGGACAGCUGGAGUGCACAUUGAAGAGUCGCUGUUCCCUGCAGCUAACCCCAAUGAACACCUGCCAAGCCUAAUGAAAAAGAAACGCAAGUGUAUGCAGCCCAAAGAUUUUACUCCUAAAACACCAGAAAAUGAUAAAAGGCUGCAAAAGAAGUUUGAGAAAAUGGCUAAAGAGCUGCAACAGCAGAAGAACACUCUGGAUAAUGAUGUUCCUGUUCUCUUGUUUGAAUCUAAUGGCUCCUUGGUGUACAGUCCCGCAGUUAAAAUCUGCAGUGGCCACCACAGUGCAGUGGAGAAGAGACUGCAGGAGAUGAAGGAGAAACGGGAGAAUCUUUCCCCCACCUCUUCCCAGGUGGUUGAAAAGUCUGACGAUAACACCAUUAACUCUCUGUGUGAAGCAUCUUUGAACCUUUCACGUGCUACUUUGUGUUCAGAGGACUCCUUUGCUGGUGUUCUACACUUGUCUUUUGAUGAUCUUUGUGGGAGCUCUGGAUGUGGGACUCAGCAGAGGAAAUUGGGAGGAUUCCUUGAUGAAAGUAAAAGCGCUGCAUGUGCUUCCUCAGCUGUGUUGAAAGCGAGCAGUGUCCGUCCGCCAGUGUCUCCCGGUUCCCUUGGUCAGUUAACCCUUCACCAGUCCCCCGGCAGUCUUUCCAAGGGAGACACCCACCCGCAGAGGGGCACUGCGGGCCAGGUCAUCACCCCCGACGCGAAGCCAGCGCGGGAGCCGGCUGAGGGGGUAUUUGAUGAGAAGAGGGGCCUGCCUCCUACGCCAUCUGUAACAAAGGAGGAGCGCCCCGGGGGCCCUUCAUGUCCCCAGAGCCCCUCAGCCACGAGAAGAUGGGUGUCGGCGAGCUCCAGCCCACCCCCAGGGGAGAGACUGAGCAGGAGGCGGCCCCCCGCGCCCCGGCUGCCGCCACAGAGCAGCCCGCAGCGCGCGAGCGGCUCUGCCGUGGGGACUCUGGGCCGCGGGGGGUCCCCGUACGACGAUUACUUUUCUCCCGAUAAUCUCAAGGAGAGGGACUCGGAGAGCCUCCUCCCCGGGGUCCAGCCGCCCGCCAGCCCUGCCCUGCUCCACUGCAUGAGGAGCCUUUCCAGGAGAGAGAGGACCUGCCUCCUGGAAAGGGCUGACUUUUCCUGCAUCGGCAGAAGCCCCAGGUCAGCCGAUGGUACCGACUCAACGGUGAAGGCCGUCUUCCGUCUCCAGAAGCCUGCAAACUACGCAGCUGAUCCGGGCUUGAGCAGCGUGACUUCUAAGGAAACGCCUGCUGCCGAAGGGACCCCAGGGGACUGUCCCCGGGCCGAGGCUCAGAGACGGGGAGGCGCCCGCCCGGGCGGGAGUGGCUCUCCCCAUACCCUCGACGGACUCACUCCUCAGAAGGGACGUCCAGGUGAUUUUACUCCUUUGAAAGGAAGCAGUGAAGAAGUGAAAGGAUGGAUUGACGUAGGAAGCACACAGAAAGAAGAUACUCCUUCUAAAAUGGUGAAUUCCCCUGAAGGUGAAGCACAAAGUGAUGAUAAGCUAAACUUUGUAGGCGACUGUGAUUUGGAAAAGUCUGCAGAGGCAAGGGAAGAGUUACCCCGAGGACGUAGUGAAAGUGUUAAAAGAGGACCAACAAGGCAUGAUGUUUUGGAUGGCUCAUGGGAAGGCUUCAAGGAUCUCAUCAGACCUCAUGAGGAAUCAAGGAAGAGAGAGAAAGGCCAGAAGCCAACAAGAACAUUAGUCAUGACAAGCAUGCCAUCUGAAAAACAGAACGUGGUAUUCCAGGUUGCGGAUAAACUGAAGGGCUUCUCCUCGGCCGGGGAGGUGCGUGGCCGCCCCACGCACGCGCUCGCCGGGAAGCCCCGCCGCGCCCCGACCGUGCUGCGGGGCAUCGCAGGCGGCUGCUGGAUUCCCUCCUUCGAGCGGGUACUGUGGUCUUUGGAAAUGGGUCAUUGGAUUUCCGAGGAACCAUUCAAACAGUCAAACUACUUCCCUGCAGCUCCUACUCAAUCGCUCAGCACAAGGUCUGUGCCUCAGAGAACCGCCCGCUGCUGCCGUGAAGGAGACACCGCUCAACCGUGGCUUCUGCUAACAGCCCGCCCCGUCGUCGUCCUCGGACGCUCAAGUGAGGGGAGGGGCGGACGCAGGAAGGAUGCCUUUCUAUACCGUCACGUUUGCCGCCUGUGUGUGUUGUGGUUUUCACGUGAAGAAAGCUCCUUCGUGUGGCUUUCUGAUGCCUGAGUGUGUGUCUCAGAGAAGCACUGACCCGCCCUGCUCGGCCUUUUCUAUUAAAGCCAGUCUGUGUGUCCUAGUGAUGAUCAUAAUUGAGAGGUCCCAGAACCUUUGUCACUGAAGUGCCAUACUGUGAAAUAAAGGAUGGAAAUUACAUUGUUUUAUUACCGAGAACAAAGAGCCCCCUGAGUGUCUACGUUUCUUUA
This is a messenger RNA of Physeter macrocephalus (sperm whale), 2744 nucleotides long. RefSeq names its product microcephalin 1 (gene MCPH1). The coding region runs from base 73 to 2547 and encodes 824 amino acids. Gene Ontology annotation, biological process: cerebral cortex development; mitotic cell cycle. The record is from RefSeq and is a predicted model, not a curated record. The transcript has 13 exons. NCBI's taxonomy places the organism in Eukaryota, Metazoa, Chordata, Mammalia, Artiodactyla, Physeteridae.